Messenger RNA from Syngnathus acus (greater pipefish), 548 nucleotides. RefSeq names its product histone H3. The coding region runs from base 6 to 416 and encodes 136 amino acids. The record is from RefSeq and is a predicted model, not a curated record. Gene Ontology annotation, molecular function: DNA binding; structural constituent of chromatin; protein heterodimerization activity. The transcript has a single exon. Gene Ontology annotation, cellular component: nucleosome. NCBI's taxonomy places the organism in Eukaryota, Metazoa, Chordata, Actinopteri, Syngnathiformes, Syngnathidae.
UCCAAAUGGCUAGGACUAAGCAGACAGCACGUAAAUCCACCGGAGGCAAAGCCCCCAGGAAGCAGCUGGCGACCAAGGCUGCUCGCAAGAGUGCCCCGGCCACCGGUGGCGUCAAAAAACCUCAUCGUUAUAGGCCCGGUACCGUGGCACUUCGAGAGAUCCGUCGUUACCAGAAGUCCACCGAGCUGCUCAUUCGUAAGCUGCCUUUCCAGCGUCUUGUCAGGGAGAUCGCCCAGGACUUCAAAACCGAUCUGCGCUUCCAGAGCUCCGCAGUGAUGGCUCUGCAAGAGGCUAGCGAGGCUUAUUUGGUUGGCCUGUUCGAGGACACCAACCUUUGCGCUAUCCACGCCAAGCGAGUCACCAUCAUGCCAAAAGACAUCCAACUGGCGCGUCGUAUCCGCGGCGAGAGAGCUUAAGCUUCCAUCCUAUAACCACAACGGCUCUUUUAAGAGCCACCAUACUUUCUAAACCAUAAGAGUUAACUUCUGUUUUCUUACAUGACAACCUAAUGGCUAGCGCACCCUACCACAUAAGAAAUACAAUAUGUC